Owenia fusiformis is the source of this 5903-nucleotide messenger RNA. The record is from the annotation of a GenBank genome assembly. NCBI's taxonomy places the organism in Eukaryota, Metazoa, Annelida, Polychaeta, Sabellida, Oweniidae.
UAAAUAUAUGGAUUAAAAUGAUGGUACUCGGGUGACAAAAGUACUUUUUUGUUUUUAACGAUUUCGAUGUAACCUGGUACAGAACACUUGUGUAAACGUACACAUAUUUAACAGGACGCUCAUAAGAAAGUUACUUGAGUGGCGAAACUAUAUCAUGGAUAUUUAAGCACUUAAUAAAAUAAAGUUUAUAGUUAAAAUAUGAGGAGGAAAGGAAAAGUGAUGAAUACAAAGAGCGUUAAAAGGCUGUAUAUGACACCAUUUUGAUCAAAAAUUCAUCUAUGACCAGCGCCUCACUAUACGAACAUAUCCUAGGCAAAUGAGAAGAGUGGAACCAUAUCAAAUCCUCAAUUCGGUGAUUUCAUAGGCAAAGACUUAAAGACAUUAAGAUGUGACUUCCAAAUAACAGUUCACCAUCAAAGCACAUCAAAACAAGACUGGAAUUGCGUUGCAUGGAAUGAUCCACCGGAUGAACAUGUAAUUGAACAAUGGCAGCCGAAUUUCGAUGGCUUCUACUUAUGUUAUUUGUGCAUAGUCAACACCUGAUUAAUGCACAACCAGGUAAUGCAAACUAUAUUCCAAUUGAUCAGAUUGAUCUCACAGGAAAGCUUGGACUUGUAUUCCAAGUCCAGGCAUGUGAAUCAGCGCAUGUCGUAUUGUCAGCCAUUUUCGGAGAUACCAACUCUCGAAUGUACGAGAUCUUGAUAUCAGGAUGGUCAAACAAAAAGUCUGUGAUUCGAGAUUGUAGAGGAGGAUGCGAUAGAGCUGGAUCACCGACAGAAGGUCUUCUGAAAUGCAAUGAAUCGGUGUCUCUGUGGAUCGGAUGGACAGAUGGAAACAUUGCUCUUGGGAAAGGUCGUGAAUUAGGGAUCGAUCCGCUGGUAGAAUGGCAAGAUAGCAGUCCUGAAUACAUCACUUCGUUUGCUGUUGGUACUACAAAUGGUGUCAAUGGAAUUUGGAAAUUCACACCCGAUGACAACUGCAGUUUGCCAUUGACCAGGAGUAUAUUAAGCAAUGGACAGGUCGCUUAUUCAUCGUCCUCGAGUGGUCUUCCAAGAUUUAACCAGAAUAAUGGAUGGUAUAGCCAUGGUUCGAGUACACCCUGGCUACAAGUUGAUGUGCUACAACCACAUAAAUUAACAAAGAUGGCGCUACAGGGGUAUGCUCCGGGGCAUUCCUAUUGGGUGAAAACAUUCCAAAUUCUUUACAGUGUAGAUGGAACCAAUUGGUUGUACUACAAUAAAAGGGAAAUUCAACAGGGGAAUAGCAAUGGGCACGAUGUUGCCAUUGUGGAUAUUACCGAUAAUAUAGAAGCACGGUAUAUUCGCAUACUUCCCAUAACGUGGAAUAGUCGCCCUGGAAUACGAAUGGAAAUUUAUGGCUGUCAAAAAGCAGAAUCCGAAAGAGAAUACACGCCUAUCGACGACGAUAUUUUGGAUGAGGAAGUCCUAUUCUUACAUCUCAGUCCGUAUAUUGUGUCAAGACUAGUUGCCAUCAGACCAGGUGGGACUCUUACAAUACAACCAGGCGUCAAAGUAAUAUUUACAACAGCUGAAGCUGGUUUUGAUGUGCAUGGUAAUCUUUUAGCUCAAGGGAUUGACAAUCUUCCUGUUGAGUUCACGGCUGAUGAUGCCGUGUCUGAAAUUUCAUCGCAUUGGACUGGACUAAUAUUUGUCUCUGGUGAUUCCUUACUACAACAUGCUUAUGUAGAAGGAGCGCGUGUGGGUAUCCAAGCAACAGGCUACUCCGUAACUCUAGAUCACGUGACCAUCACAAAAUGCUCAGCCGGGAUCAAAUACACCGACGGGGGAUCAUUCGCCAACUCAACAAUGAUAUCUGAUUCAUACAUAGGAAAUAAUGGCGGGCAUGGUAUUGAAUUUAAAGGGAGUCCUGCCCAUCCGUUUCUAUCUAUCACUCGGACUAUUAUAACGGGCAGUAAAAGCUCCGGCAUAUAUUGCAGAGACACACACGCAAAUAUCUCCAUCGAGGAUUCGGAGUUGUCACACAAUGCUCAAAGGGGUUUAGAAACGUAUCAAACCGUGGGGAAUAUCAAAAUACACAGGGCAGAAAUCCUGAGAAAUAGAAAUAAUGGGCUCUAUAUUUACAAAAUGAGUGGGAAUACCACAAUUGAAUCAACAAAAAUGAAACAUAACUACUAUUACACCAUAUAUUAUUACUCGGAUAACAAUUAUAGAGGAGGUCGUUUUCUACUGAUUAACAAUUCUUUUGUGGGAGAAAGCAACGGUCCCGAAUACUAUGCUGUAUAUUUGUACCCCAACACCUUUGAUGGAGACGAAAUACAAAUUGAUAGAAACGUGUUCAAGGACAUUGCAACCUCAUACCCUUCGUUGCAAAUAGAGAAUAACUAUAAACAGUCUGAGUUGAAUAUUACAAUAACAAAUAAUGUCUUCACCAACUGCUUCAAAUCAAUGUUGGUUAGGGCCUACCACAAGACAAACGUAUUUAUAGAAGACAAUACAAUGGAAAACAACAGAGCUGAUAGUCGGUACAUCGAUGUUCAGUUAACCAGUUCGAAUACUAAUGGAAGAUUCCAUAUUUUCAGGAACAAAUUUACAAACAUUGCUGCAUCCUCUUGGUUAUGGAUAGACACGGACAAUUUCAUAAUAGCAAACAAUUCUUUUGAACAAUUCAAAAGCGUUGAUCAGUGUGCAUUAUAUGUUUCUGUAUCUAAAACAGCUUUAAUCGUUAAUGUCCCAUAUUCCUAUUGGGGCUCGUCUGAUCCAGGUGAUGUGAAAGAUAGAGUAUGUGGCAACAGUAGGAAUAUGAAUCUUGCACAUGUCACUGUCUCGCCUUUUUAUACUUACCGCAAUCUGACCGAACUGAAUGAAGAUGAAGGAGUAGAUUUCUACUUUACUGAUUCAACGGGUGCCAUCGGCGGUGUGCUCUUGAACAACAAAACGAUUUCAUAUGUUUUCAACCAUACCUACCACGUUCGGCGCAGCAUCUUUAUACGCCGAAAUGCAACUCUCACUGUAGAAUCUGGGGUUCAACUGGCUUUUGGCAAGGGAAUCGGGAUUUAUCUAAUUGGUGCACUGCUCAUCGGAGAGUCUGGCAAUGGUGACACAUCGAUGAAAAGAAUGAAUCCCACGGGCAAAUGGGGAGGAAUUCGCAUCGGAUCACCUUCAUCUGUCGGUCUCCUCCUCAAUAAUGUACAGCUAGACGGUUCCACAUAUGGUGUUCACGGAUCAGGCAGGAACAUUUCUCUACAGGAUGUCACAAUCACGAAUACAGAGUAUGCCAUUUAUGUAUCUGAUACCAUAACCAAAUACCUUAACAUUGAUAUUACUAACAGUAGGAUCGACACAUCGUCUAACACUGGAAUUUACAUUCACACGUCAAAUAAUUUAGAAAUGAGAGAGUUCAACUUGACAAUAGAGGACGUGGUCAUCCGUAACACACGUGGUAGUGGAGCUGUGUAUAUCAAUGGAAAGGAUAGAAGUAACAGCAAAGCAUUUAUUGUAUUUGAAAAUGUAUCAAUUCAAGAUUCAACCAAUCAAGCUGUUUACAUUUACUACAGUGGUUACACAGAUAUCCAGUUUCGUGGUUGUGAAUUUUCGGAAUAUACAUCUUACGCCAUUUAUGCCUACAUAAGACAUGGUAUAUUUGAACUUGGAGACUGCAUCAUCAAAAACAGGCGUUACCAGUAUUCUCGUGAUAUAUAUUAUUUCACCGCGUGGACCAAUUCCGGACCAAGAGCUAUUUCAAUAUACAACAAUACCUUUAUGGACUUCAAUUCACGUUACAAUUAUGGAAUGGUUAUUAUUAAUACACAGGCUUCAAGAUCUGGUUAUGAAGAGUCUUCCAGCAUAGCGAUUGUUAACAACACAUUUCGAUCAACAAGCUCAAGCACAUCUGCUUUGGUUCUAUCAAAUAUUAAGUAUUUUUCUUCAAUCGCGAUAGAGGGAAACAUUAUACAUAGUAUGAGUCGUGUAGCGUGUGUUAUUGGAUUAAAAGCCGGGAUUGGAACCGUUGAUAUCAUUGGUAACGUAAUCUCCGAGAGUAAUGGAGCUUUAUUUCUGACAUCUGAACAAACAAGUGGCACAACCAUCAUGAAAAAUCAGUUCCUUUACAACUUUGGAAGCGACAAUGUCAUUAUCGAUCCAAGCAUAAGAAACAACUGUACUAUCAGCUACAAUGUCUUCUUAAAUAACAGCAACAACGCAAUGACCCUCAAAAGAGUCCAGUCGGGUACAUUGUUGAACUACAACUUGUUUGAUAACAUUAAAGGAGAACCCAAUUACAAUGUUAAGAUAAUCUCUUCAAAAGGUGGCCCUGAUAUAAAUGCCAAGUUCAACUGGUGGGGCAGUAAAGAGCAGUCACAAAUAUUGGCCAGUAUAUAUGACAACAAAAGAGACCCAUCCGUUGGUGUAUUAGACAUUUUUCCGUUUCUACUUUCACACAAUUUCUCAGACGUGUCAACUGAAGAAGAUUUUUUUCGACAAGAUGGUAGUAUUGGAGGAGAAAUUACGGGGAACAUAACUCUUAGAUGUGAUGACAGUCCAUAUGAUGUCGUGUCAGACAUUGUGGUUAUGGAGGAGGCGUCUUUGCUUAUUGAACCAUGUGUUGUGCUUAAAUUUGCCGAGAACAUUGGUAUUCGAGUAAAAGGUGAAAUCCACAUGAAUGGAACUGCAGAAAAACAAAUCCAAUGCAUACCCCGUACAUCUGUCGUCAAGUGGGCUGGUAUAAGUAUCACGACCGAGCGUGCUGCCAACGAAAAAGGAGGUAUCCGAUUGGUAGGUGAUACUGCAUCGGGAAGACUUGAGGUAUUUUAUAAUGGUCAAUGGGGCUCAGUUUGUGACGAUCAAUUCGAUACUCACGAUGCUAAGGUUGCCUGUAGGCAUCUGGGAAUGAGGUCUGAGGGAGCAACUUACAGAACAGUUGGUGGUGGUACAGGCCCUAUAUGGUUAGAUAACAUAGCAUGUGGUGGAAGUGAGACAACCCUAUUCGAAUGUAGACACAAUGGUUUUGGAAGUCAUAACUGCGGCCAUGGUGAAGAUGUUGGUAUCACUUGCGUCGGUUUAUUAAGCACAGCGAGUAGAAACCAAGUGUCUACAUUGAAACAUGUGCGCCUGCUUAAUACAACCUUUGGACUUCACAUCACAGGAAUCAUGCCUUCUGUUUUUCAACAUGUAGAAUCAUCCAGAUCAAGUCAGAAUGGAAUCACCUUUGAUGUACGUUUUUUGAUAGGAAACGUUUCAAAUGUUUUGUUGGAAAAUGUCAAAACAUCUGAAAAUCAUGGUAAUGGAUUAUUCUGGAAUGAGAAAUCUUACAGAAUGUCAAAUAUUGAAUUUGUAAACAUCAAGUCCACUAGAAAUCAAAAAUUUGGGUUAUACUAUACAGGUUCAUAUCAGAACAUAUCAGUGAUUAACAGUUUAUUGACUGACAACACAUAUGGAGCAGUAUAUUCUUCUCUUUCAACAUCAUCACUGAACAUUGAGUCUACAGAAAUAUCAAGAAACACACACGGAGCCCUAUACUCAAACCCUGCAUCCGACUCAGAGUUUAACUGCACUAUACGAGAUUGCAAUAUCACUUACAAUGGCAUUCCGUCUGAUACAUCAAAUAGUACAUUUUACUUCAGCCCAAAUGGACAAAGAUACAAUGGUGUGUUUUUUCAGAAGAACAGAUUCAUUCAAAAUACGGGGGGAAGGAUGAUACAUUAUUAUGGCCACACGGGAUAUAGCAGUCAACCUGUUGUAAUUUUGAGCAAUAACACAUUGUAUGAAAACACAGGAGUCGCAUUGUACAUGGAAUACAUAAGUAACAAUGCUAGAGUUUUAUUUCAUGACAACCACUUUGAAGGGAACAAUGCAAACCCUGCAGCAUCAGGAAAUAAUGCCUACAUGUUUUAUGGAACAUUACAAGACAGAGGAUCAUUUGACUUU